Patella vulgata (common limpet) is the source of this 294-nucleotide messenger RNA. Its product is annotated as galactoside alpha-(1,2)-fucosyltransferase 2-like. Gene Ontology annotation, cellular component: membrane. The record is from RefSeq and is a predicted model, not a curated record. Gene Ontology annotation, biological process: carbohydrate metabolic process. Gene Ontology annotation, molecular function: galactoside 2-alpha-L-fucosyltransferase activity. The transcript is spliced from 3 exons. The coding region runs from base 1 to 294 and encodes 97 amino acids. Lineage: Eukaryota; Metazoa; Mollusca; Gastropoda; Patellidae.
AUGUCGUUAUCACCAGAUUCAACAAAUAUCUCCAUAUAUGGCUAUGUACAAUCCUGGAAAUAUUUUCAUAAAAUUGCAGACGAAAUUCGCAAAGAAUUCACGCUUGUUUUUAUAGAUUUUGGAGUUUUGAUGAGUUGUGAUCACAGUAUUGUGUCAUCCGGAUCGUUUGGAUGGUGGACCGGAUACCUGACCAAAGGUACAACUAUCUAUUUCCGUGGUUAUCCUGGACCUGAAAAAAUGUAUAAAUUCCAUCUGGAUGAUUAUUAUCCGCCUCAUUGGAUAGGUUUAUAUUAG